AUGGCUCUCCGUGUUACCCGCAACCGCCUGGCCUCCACCCGCACCGAGAUGGCAGUGAAGCCCGGAACGCAGUCUCUGCAGACGCGUGCUGCUCUGGGAGACAUCGGCAACAUCCCAGAGAAGGCAGUCCCCCAGAAAAAGGUGGUGACCAGAGCUGCCACAAAAGUCCAGAAGGCUGAUGCCAAACCAAAACCCCUGGCUGUCGCGCCUCAGCCAGAGCCAGAGGUGGCGGUGAAGGUGCCGGUCCUGCCCGCCUCCCCCACGCCCAUGGAGACCUCCGGCUGUGAGCCCGGUGACCUGUGCCAGGCCUUCUCCGACGUCAUCCUGCAGACGGCCAUCAGGGACGUGGACUCUGACGACUACAACAACCCCAUGCUCUGCAGCGAGUACGUCAAGGAGAUCUACAAGUAUCUGCGGGUGCUCGAGGUGGAGCAGAACAUUAGGCCAAACUACCUGCAGGGAACAGAGGUGACUGGGAACAUGCGCUCGAUCCUGGUGGACUGGCUCGUCCAAGUGAGCCUGAAGUUCAGACUGCUGCAGGAGACCAUGUAUAUGACAGUGGCAAUCAUCGACAGAUACCUGCAGGACAACCCCGUCCCCAAGAAGCAGCUGCAGCUCGUGGGGGUCACCGCCAUGUUCCUGGCCUCAAAGUUCGAGGAGAUGUACCCUCCAGAGAUAAACGACUUCGCCUUCGUCACAGACAGCGCCUACACCACGGCUCAGAUCCGCAGCACGGAGCGUAGCAUCCUCAGCGCCCUCAAGUUCCAGCUGGGACGACCGGUGCCUCUGCAGUUCCUCCGCAGGGCGUCCAAGAUCCAUGAGGUCACCGCAGAGCAGCACACUCUGGCAAAGUACCUGUUGGAGCUCACGAUGGUGGACUACGACAUGGUCCACCUGCCUCCCUCAAUCGUGGCCAGCGCCGCCCUCGCUCUGACCAUCAAGGUCCUGGACGCCGGAGAGUGGGACUCGACGCUGGCUCACUACAUGGAGUACUCUGCGGAAAGCCUGGUCCCAGUGAUGGCUCUGAUCGCCAAGAACGUGGUGAAGGUGAACGACGGGCUGACAAAGCACAUGGCCGUCAAAGGAAAGUACUCCACAGCCAAACAGAUGCGGAUCGCCACCAUCUCACAGCUCAAAGGAUCCGUCAUCAAAGAGUUCGCAGCCAAAGCCACAAAGUAA
This is a messenger RNA of Knipowitschia caucasica, 1179 nucleotides long. The record is from the annotation of a GenBank genome assembly. NCBI's taxonomy places the organism in Eukaryota, Metazoa, Chordata, Actinopteri, Gobiiformes, Gobiidae.